Lotus japonicus is the source of this 1639-nucleotide messenger RNA. RefSeq names its product calcium/calmodulin-regulated receptor-like kinase 2. The transcript has 8 exons. Gene Ontology annotation, molecular function: ATP binding; protein kinase activity. The record is from RefSeq and is a predicted model, not a curated record. NCBI's taxonomy places the organism in Eukaryota, Viridiplantae, Streptophyta, Magnoliopsida, Fabales, Fabaceae. Gene Ontology annotation, biological process: protein phosphorylation. Bases 322 to 1596 code for a protein of 424 amino acids.
GACACCAACUCCACAUAUCUCUUUUUAUUUACACUCAGCUCCUCCAUUUGGCCUCCAACUCAGACCUCUUCCACCUUCUUCAACUGGGUCGUUGCUUUUUCCAUUCCAUGUCAUUGACCGCGUACCCAAAACACACCCACAAUCUCAUCAAAUAUACAACAAAGGCUCUCAAACUCUGCAGCAUUUCACAGAAUCCAGAACAAGAAAAUAUUUGAUUCCUCCAUCAUGGUUGCGUUCUUCUGCUGAUUUGUGGCCUCUGUUCUGUAGUGCAAGUCUUUUGCAAGAUGAUUUCAUUGUUUGAAUAUCAAGAGAGAUUGAAGAAUGGUUCGUCAAACUGAUUUAGUUAUCAUUGGUGUCUCUGUUGGUGUGGCCCUCGGAAUUCUGAUAUCUUGCCUCAUAUUUUUCGGCAUAAGGUGGUACAAGAAACGUGCUCAUCUUACACGAUCUUCACAUGAGCCUAGUCUAACAACUCUUCCCAUACGAACAAAUGGACUGGGAACAAGCACUGACUUUAGCGCAUCUCUCACCAGUUCUAUAACCACGCCAAGGUCUGAAAAUCUACAAAAAAAAUCUGCUUUCUCUUGGUGGAGUCAUCAAAACAAUGAUCAGUUUGCUUCACCAUCAGGGAUCCCAAAGUAUUCUUACAAAGAUAUUCAAAAGGCGACACAGAAUUUCACGACUAUCUUGGGACAAGGAUCAUUCGGUACAGUUUAUAAAGCCACAAUGCCAACGGGAGAGGUGGUAGCUGUGAAGGUGCUUGCACCCAAUUCCAAACAAGGGGAGCAUGAAUUCCAAACAGAGGUACAUCUGCUAGGAAGACUGCAUCACCGGAAUCUUGUGAAUUUGGUUGGAUUUUGUGUAGAUAAAGGACAGCGCAUACUGGUUUAUCAGUUCAUGAGUAAUGGAAGUUUAGCAAAUCUUUUAUAUGGCGAAGAAAAGGAGUUGAGUUGGGACGAAAGGCUGCAAAUUGCUAUGGAUAUUUCGCACGGAAUAGAAUAUCUUCAUGAAGGGGCAGUCCCACCAGUCAUACAUCGUGAUUUGAAGUCUGCCAACAUAUUGCUAGAUGACUCAAUGAGAGCUAUGGUUGCUGAUUUUGGGCUAUCAAAAGAAGAGAUCUUUGAUGGCCGGAAUUCCGGUCUAAAAGGUACAUAUGGUUACAUGGAUCCGGCUUACAUUUCCACGAGCAAGUUAACAACCAAGAGCGACAUAUACAGUUUGGGUAUCAUACUUUUUGAGCUCAUCACUGCCAUCCACCCUCAUCAAAAUCUGAUGGAAUACAUUAACCUUGCUGCAAUGGAUCAUGAUGGCAUAGAUGAGAUACUUGACAAGCAACUUGUGGGAAAAUGCAACCUUGUAGAAGUGAGGCAACUUGCUAAAAUUGCACAUAAAUGCUUGCACAAAUCACCUAAGAAACGCCCAUCUAUAAGUGAAGUUUCUCAGGGUUUAUCAAGGAUAAAGCAAAGGCGACUGCGCCAUGUUAUGGAGGAUACCUUGUCACUUGCAAGCAAUACCUUUUCAAGAGCUGUGAGUCGAUUCGAAGAUCGACAUGUUGAAUUAAGUAGGAUACCUACCACGAACCUUACAGAAACUGUAUGAACACAUUAUCUGGGGUGAAUGAAAAAUCUAUCUUUGUAGUCCA